Salvia miltiorrhiza (redroot sage) is the source of this 1232-nucleotide messenger RNA. RefSeq lists its product as uncharacterized. The transcript has 2 exons. NCBI's taxonomy places the organism in Eukaryota, Viridiplantae, Streptophyta, Magnoliopsida, Lamiales, Lamiaceae. The record is from RefSeq and is a predicted model, not a curated record. Gene Ontology annotation, molecular function: ADP binding. The coding region runs from base 153 to 1172 and encodes 339 amino acids.
AUAUUUAGUAUGACAGUUUUCUCAUGCAGUUUGCCAGCAGAUAGCUCUCUUUAAGAGAGAGAGAGAGAGAGUUUAAUUAGAGUUAAUCAGCUGCUUUGGGAAGUACUAAGAGCAUUUUGAGUUGUACUUUCGCAUUGGGUUUCAUCCAGGAUAUGGCACGUUUCCAAGUCGCCCCAACAUUCAUAGCCCAAUCCGUGGUUGAACUCUACCCUGCAUGCAAGGAUUUGUUCUUGCACGUUAAAUCUCAAGGAAGAGACAUCAAGAAAUUGGAAAACAGAUUAAGUGAGCUCAUAGCUCUCAUGGCGUCGAUAAUGUCGAGGAAAGACGAAAUCGAGCGAUGUCUGAGAAAUUCAGUCCUCUCAAAGAAGACCAAAGAGUUCGAAAUGCUCGUGACAAUCAUCGCGGAUAUCGAUGGCAAGUGCACCAAGUUCAUCAACAAGUACACGAAGAUCACCCGCCGCGGCCUCUGCUCAUCAGCAGACGCGCGCAGCAUAAUUCAAGAGCUCAAGAAUUUGAGGUCGAGAGUGUUGACGUGCAAUUUCUUGAAGCUUGCAAAGCUUAGUAGAGAUGUUGCCAAGAUGGUUGCACAAGCUUGUGUGGUUUUAGAGAGGUUGAAUCCGGAGCACAUGAUUUGCAAGAGAUUGGAGUUGAAUCAAGAGAAGUUUGAUGUUGAUGGUGAUGAUCUUGCAUUUUACAAUGCAUAUGUUGAUGAGGUUUUGAAGCAUCUAUGUGAAAAUGGGAGCAAAGUUGGGAUUUUGGGAGGAUCAUCAAUGGGGAAAACAAUUGUGUUGAGGAAGUUGUUUAAUCGACUUAUUGAACUUAAGUCGUCGUUUUCGGGCUCCGACGAGGGUUUGGAGUUGGAUUUUAUUAUCUGGUUGGAGUAUCCGCAAGAGGUCGAGGGAGAGGCCGAGGUCGUCGAGAAGCUACAGAAUGAGGUCAUGGGGCAACUGAGUCUAGAUCACGAGGCUACGAUGAGUGCCCACAUGAAUGGAGAUAGAAUUUCCGUGUUUCUUCGUCACAAGAAAUAUAUUUUGCUCAUGGAUAAGGUCUUGAGAAAUGUCGAUUUGGGUAGGGUCGGGUUGCGAGAGCACCACGAGUAUAAAAAACUCGUGGUGUCUUCUAGUGACAGGAGUGUCACGAGUUUGUUGGUUGAGUCUGUAUUUGAAAUUUGAUGAUACAACGGAAGUUAGGGUGAUAUAUUUGACUAUUUGUCAUAGUUUUGAGAUAUUUAA